AACAUCUGCCAGCAUGUGUCAGGCUAACGUAAACAGAAUGUGUAACACAACGACACAAUCGGCACUGUCUCCGUGGUCAUGAUCAACUUCGACUGCGUCAGCUGUGACUGUGCGGUGGCUGUCACGCCAUGGACGCAGCGAGCAAUGGGCCUGCUCCCCUGCUCCCGUGUGUGGUACACUUGUUGAUUGGUUGACGCUGAGUCAUGAAGACACAUCCGAAAGGAAACAACCCCAACUCCGCUGCAUCCCGGUUGCUGAGUGUCUUUCUCUUUCCUUACCUGAUCAGGCGCUGCUUGUGCUUAUUUUGCACACUCGCUGUGGCCGUUCUACCUUGACAUCCACAUAUCCGUACCUCCCCCUUUUCACUGACGUUGGCUGAAUGCGGCGGCAGUAUGUCGGUUCUCGACAUGACAGAAGCGGAGAUGGACCGCGUUAUCGCCAGGUUUGAAACCGUUUGGGAUGUCUUGGUGGAUGGCGCGAAGAAAGCGAUGGCUACUGUGAAAGCCGCGUUUGACCUCGUCAUGAACGCUUUUUGUCUUGUGGGAGUCGCCAUCAGCGAAGUCAAAGUGCUCUCCCGCAACGUCUGGCGGUCAAUGAUGUGGUCCCACGCCGAUUACCUCAAAGAGGCUGAAAAGCAUGUUCGACUUGCCCAAAGAGGAUACGAUCAUGCUUGCAACUUGUUGCGCUUGUUCGUUGCUGACUUCAAGGCCGACGAAUCACCAGAAAUGACGAAGAUGGUGAAAGCUGCUCGUGACGCGAGGGACAAAGCCCGACAACAACUUGAUGCUGCAAAGGAGAGGUGCGCCAACCUGAAAAGUCAAGCAACUUCCUCUUGAGUGCAUUGUGCUGUGUUACCCCCCUCCUUUUCAGUCCCGCUUUACAGUUAUGCCCCCUUGACGCCUCCUUUCAAUUCCCCCAGUCUCUGUUUGACCUCUCCUACCUGACCACCCCCUGCCUGGCUUCCUCUCCCCUGCCAUUCCCUUUUUCCGUUGCGAACCACCGCCUCCGCCAACCAAUACAAACCAACUUCUCC
Messenger RNA from Salpingoeca rosetta, 1033 nucleotides. RefSeq lists its product as uncharacterized. Bases 393 to 836 code for a protein of 147 amino acids. The transcript has a single exon. The record is from RefSeq and is a predicted model, not a curated record. Lineage: Eukaryota; Choanoflagellata; Craspedida; Salpingoecidae.